AUGGGAAUCGCCUUGGGCGUGACCAUCCAUGGAAGCUCCAAUGGCACCACGCAUGUCUACGGCUACCACCCCCGCCAAAGGGUCGGAUCCGAAGCCGAAGGAGGCUGCAUCCCCCUCAUGCCCUGCGUCAUGCGGGUCUGCCAUCUCAGGCAGGGACCCUCACCCAAUGUGCAUAACCUGCAUGGGCGCAAAACACGCUCAGGCAGCGCUCGCUGA
This is a messenger RNA of Knipowitschia caucasica, 216 nucleotides long. The record is from the annotation of a GenBank genome assembly. Lineage: Eukaryota; Metazoa; Chordata; Actinopteri; Gobiiformes; Gobiidae.